AUGGGUACAUUUGUCCUCAGUAAGAUUAAAGAGUACCCCGAUUGCAUCACCAACACCCUCAGUGUGAUGUCUUCACCCAAAGUGUCUGACGCCAUGGUUGAGCUCUACAAUGCCACCCUCUCCAUCCUUCAGUUGGUGGAGAACACUGAUGAGACCUUUUGCAUCAACAACAAGGCUCUCUACAUCUGCUUCCACACUCUGAAGCUGACCACACCAACCUAUGGGCAUCUGCACCUCCUGGUCUCAGCCAGCAUGGCAGUAAACAUGGUCCCCUUCCCACAUCUCCAUUUCUUUAUGCCUGGGUUUGCUCCUCUCACCAGCAGCAAAAGCCAGCAGUAUUGA
This is a messenger RNA of Callithrix jacchus (white-tufted-ear marmoset), 342 nucleotides long. The record is from RefSeq and is a predicted model, not a curated record. NCBI's taxonomy places the organism in Eukaryota, Metazoa, Chordata, Mammalia, Primates, Cebidae.